ACUGUGUUAGAGACCUAAUGUGACACAUUUAAUAAUUAAUGUUUCCUAAUUACCGAGACAGUGACUCUCGGACCCCCUCUGGUGAUAUAACCUGUCGUACUCAGUUUGAAACGGGGUAUUUGUGUUCGGCACCCGCAAUCUCCCCCGUACAUUAACCAUUUUAGUGCUGUAUCAGAGAGCGAGCGCGAGGGAAAGACAGAUGUAGCUACUUACUCGCUUAACAGAAACAUAUUUUCAGAAUACGAGCACGGCAGAAAUGGACAGACAUACGGCAUCCACUCGCGGGUGAAUGUAAGGAAUACUGAAGGAAACUCUGCGUUCCUGUGCGCUAUUGCUGUGAUGGAGCUCAGAGCACUUGUAGCUGCGCUCCGUGUAUCUGAUUCUGAACAAUGCUGAGAGUCUGGCCUCAGGAUGUUGGAAUUGGGCACUUGUUCGGUCAGCGCUCAGACCCUCUCUGACCGCAAUGCCCUGGCAGUCCCGUCUUUCAGUCAGGGCAUGUGUGGCGGGAGCCCUCCUUCGCGAUGUUUCCUCCUCCAGCCUCAGGACCCAGAGAGCUGGCUCAAGCACCGGGGAACCCUGGAGGACGGAUCCCACUCCUGUUCGCUCCUGGAGCCCCAGAGCCUGGCUGACAGCUUCCUGUCCCAUGCAUCCAGUUUCGACACGCUCUAUGUCCCCCAUGCCCGUCCCAUGGGUCUGGCGCCAUCCUCCCUGGAUCUCAGAGGGUUGUGCGAGGGUGCGGCAGCAUUGGGUCUGGACUCAGACAUGCCCGUCAGCCCGAAUAUAAUUAAACGGCGCAGAGGGGGACUCAUUGAACAACGGGACAUCAUUAAAGCACACCAGGCACACAAGAUCCAGAGCACCCCACAGGCCCGGCGCAAGGAAUGGGAAAUGGCUCGCUUCGGAGACGACGUUCCCGGUCUGCUGGGAGCCGGGGAUGGGGGUUCGGAGCGCAGUCGGAACCGGGAUGCACCGGCGGUAUCCACAGGUGGAGUUUCACCAGCCUUCAAACAGACCAAAGCGCAACGAGCCCGAACCAUGGCCCUGUACAACCCCAUCCCGGUCCGACAGAACUGCUUCACCGUCAACAGAUCGCUCUUCAUCUUUGGAGAGGACAACAUCGUUAGGAAGUAUGCUAAGAAGAUCAUAGAAUGGCCAUAUCCUUUUGUCUAAACGGUAAAACACGU
Messenger RNA from Carassius gibelio (silver crucian carp), 1184 nucleotides. RefSeq lists its product as uncharacterized. The record is from RefSeq and is a predicted model, not a curated record. Bases 412 to 1170 code for a protein of 252 amino acids. Lineage: Eukaryota; Metazoa; Chordata; Actinopteri; Cypriniformes; Cyprinidae. The transcript is spliced from 3 exons.